UGCAAUUUCCAGUUCUUGUUCGACAUGCAUCAGGACCUUUAACAAGAUUACUACACUCCUGGUUACUGUAUGUAUACUACAGAAAUUCGUGUAGAGGGAUGGACACAGAGCAACUUCACAUGAAACAUUGUUUGCUCCUGUUCCUGCUUGUCGGACAGGGCCUAUGGCCUAUGGGCCGUGACCAGGUCUUGGCCCAUUAAAGUGACUGGGGGUGCUGCUGGGCUCAGCACAAAAUAAAAGGAGAAAAAAAAAGCGCGCGAACCCUAGGCAAGAUCACAUUCACAUGGAUCAGAUCUUAUACCUUACCCUUCCUUUCGUUCCAUGGGGCGGCGGCCUAUUCAUGGCGCCGGGCGGCAGCGGCGUUUUCGUGGCGGCGGGCGGCGGCGGCGGCUCGGGGUACGACGAUGAGGAGGAGGAGGAGGAAUGGGGGGACUUGGAACCUUUCUUCUUCGACGAGGCAGAGGCGGUGGCUGAUCAUGAGAGGCGAAUGCGGAGAGAACAGGAGGAGGCGCAGAAGGCGGCGCAGCGCCUCCAGGCGGCGAUCGCCAGGGAGAACGCCAAAAAGGCCGUGCUGGCUAAGAUCUCAGACUACGAUCCGAAGCAGGGUGGCGAAUACUACAAUCGAUUUUACACCGACUUCUCCAAAUUCGACCUCGACGAGGAGUCUCCCCUUGAACCAAUGAGAUACACUAAUAUAAUCUACAAUGAGGGUUAUGAGCACCGGAAGAAUGCUGCAGUGAACAUUCUAUCCGUGAAGAUAGCAUCAUCGGAUGUCGGUUUCCCCAUUGAUGUAUACGGCACUGUAAUUUUCAGAGACAGCAUUGAUUACAAGUGUAUUUCACUCUUCCAUCGUGAGAAAGAUAAUUGUCAACCCAUCAACUCAAAGGAUGAAUCAUUGAUAUUGACUGGCCCAAAACGAGGACUGAAUUUACUAGAUGAUGUAUAUGUUGAGUUUGAUUUGAAGAUCAAGGACCGUCAGGUGCAGGAAGAGAAAGAACUUAGCAAAGGAUGCAUGACUAUCAGGGGCACAGCAAGUCGAUAUUUGGACAGAUGCAAGGUUGACAGCGAUGAACUUGCUACCAGGCUCAGUACCAUGGAGGUGAUGUAUGCAGUUGUGAACAAUGCAGUGGAGGCUACCAUUGCAGUUGAAGUCCUAAGGGGAGAAUUUUAUGGAGAAAUCACUGCUUGCGCCACCGGUGUCCCUAAUCAUCUUGUGCUUCAUGAUAGCAAACUGGCUGGUGUGAUGAAUAACAGCACCGGUGUUAUCCAACUUUUGCAAUCUGUUGUGUCUGUCUCUCUGGAGGAGAAGCUGCUUGUGACUGUCGUGGCCCAGACUGAUGAUGCUGAAUGUGAAAGAACCAUCACUUUUACUCCACAUAUCAACGGUGGAGACGGAGAUGUAAUUACUCUUGGUGUAACCAAGAUGUUCGUGAAGGUUGUUUGGUCACUGAUUCGUCUUAGUUUCGUAGCUCUAAGCUUUACUAGUUACCUUCGUAAUUUAUAAUAAUGACUAUAUAUAUGUUGGGCAGAAGUAGUAGUUUGUGUAUUGACUGGUAUAUUGUGAUGUGAUUGUUAUGUCGA
Molecule: messenger RNA, 1581 nt
Organism: Sorghum bicolor (sorghum)
Lineage: Eukaryota; Viridiplantae; Streptophyta; Magnoliopsida; Poales; Poaceae
Exons: 3
Coding region: 284-1504 (406 amino acids)
Source: RefSeq, a predicted model, not a curated record